UUAAUAAAAGCUAUGAGAUAUUAUAUUAUCCAACAAAAUAUCUAACAAAGAGCCACCCACAUGAAAUUAUAGUGCAUGUGUGAAUCAACACACACAUACUUGAGUAGAACAGUAAUGCGUAUUACUUUCCUAUGACAAAAUUCCCCUUAGCACAUCACUUUUGGCAUGAGCGCUGUGGCUGGCAAACCCCAUGGGAAGCGGCACUGCCUGGAGGUGACACCCACCCGGUGAGGUAUAAAGAGCCCCGGCGAGGACAGGAGGCAGCGCUUCCACUUCUGCAGCAGGCUCGCAGCAGGCUUUGCUUUCGCGGCGCGACAUCCACCUCUCACCAUGAGCUGCAGCAUCAAGAGGACAUCCAGCACCUCGUACCGCAGCGGAGGCGGGGGGGGCAUCUGCGCCGGUGCCGGCGGCAGGAGCUCCUCCGCCUCGUGCCGGCGAUACGCCUCCUCCGUCAUCGGCGGGGGCAGCUCCGCGGGGGCAGCGUGCGGCAUCGGCUACGGCGGGGGCAUGAGCGCCGGCAGCCUCGCCGGGGGCUUCUGCGGGGGCCUGGGAGGAGGCUUUGGGGGCGGCUUUGCGGGAAGCUUCGGCGCCGGGGGGGACGUGCUGCUGAGCGGCAACGAGAAGAUCACCAUGCAGAACCUCAACGACCGCCUGGCCUCCUACCUGGACAAGGUGCGAAGGCUGGAGGAGGACAACGCCCAGCUCGAGCUCCACAUCCGCGAGUGGUACAGGAAACAAGCUCCCAGCGCCUCAAAGGACUACAGCUCCUACUACCAGACCAUCGAGCAGCUCCAGAACCAGAUCAUUUCUGCCACUGUGGACAACAACAGGAUGCUUCUGGACAUCGAUAACAGCAAGAUGACUGCCGAUGACUUCCGAAUGAAGUAUGAGAACGAACUGGUCAUCCGUCAGACCGUGGAGUCUGAUGUGAAUGGUCUGAGAAAUCUCCUGGAUGAGCUGACCUACACACGCUCCUCACUGGAAUCUGAGCUGGAGUCCCUGAAGGAGGAGCUGAUUGCCCUCAAGAGAAACCAUGAGGAGGAAUUACGACAGCUGCAGUCUCAGACUGGAGGCGAUGUGAGCGUGGAGGUCAAUGCUGCUCCCGGAGAAGACCUGACCAAGAUUCUCAACGACCUGAGGAAUGAGUACGAGCAGAUCAUUGAGAAGAACCGCAGGGAGGUUGAGCAGUGGUACGAAGUCAAGAUCGAAGAAGUCAAUCGACAGGUCACCUCCAGCAGCCAGGACAUCCAGACCAGCAGCCACCAGCUCACCGAGCUGAAGCGCGAGAUGCAGAACCUGGAGAUCGAGCUGCAGGCGCAGCUCAGCACGAAAGGCUCGCUGGAAAACUCCUUGGCUGAGACGGAAUCUCGCUACGGCUGCCUGCUGCAACAAAUCCAGGGGCAGAUUAACGCUGUAGAGGAGGAGCUGGCCAACAUCCGCUGCGAGAUGGAGGGCCAGAGCCAGGAGUACAAGAUGCUGCUGGGCAUCAAGACCCGCCUGGAGCAGGAGAUUGCUCAGUACCGGGCUCUGCUCAAUGAGGGACAGCAAGACCUUGCGUAUGUAUUCUGUUUGUUAAUAAGGCAUACAUUAGUGUGCAGUGUUUUCUGUGCUGACCCUUGCAGAGGACAGAGCACAGUGUUUUGUAGCCUGUGGUUGAACUCCAGAUGUAACAUUUUUUCACAGCAUCUUCAUUGAAAUGCAAAUAUCAGAUGCUCAGUAAGCAAGCAAUUACAGUUAUAAUUAUUUCAGUUUCCCAGCUCCUCUCAGCCCAUUUAUACCAUGCAUUCUGUGAGAGCAACCACUGCAGAAGACCAAGUCGUGACCUCUGCCCACAGCUGGGCAUGCUCAGCUGCUGUGAGAGAACUGCACUCCUACAGCACUCUGUAGUUUAUGCUUCUCUGGCUUUCUCAGAACAUAUAGCUAGAAGGGAAUGAAAUGAAGAGACAAAAAGAAAUAAGUGUAAGAUCCAGGAAAAAUCCCGCUGCGACAUGGACUGUACAGCACGCCACAGUGUGUCUGGUUAGGAAUUCAUUUCUCAUUCUCUUGAUCACCUCUCCCUUCCCUUACAGGAUGCCCCAAGGAGGAGGACGAACCUCCCACUCCUAUUCUUCCUCUUCCUACUCUCACGGACAAUCUGGUGGAGACAAGUCAGGUAAGGAACAGCUUCUAAAAAGGAUCCUCAUUUUUCCUGUGCCCACAGCUUUCACAUUUUGUACUUCACUGCUGUUUGCUGGUCAACACUAAACAUUGUGCUAUGGCUUCCACAUUCACAAUUACAAAAGAGAUUAAACCGUUGACAAUUAGGUCUCUUAACUUCAGACUGCCAUAACUCCAGCUACAGAAAUUGGCUAGCUUUUUGCCCACACUCUUGCUCAUGUGAAUGGACCGUAUAGUAAUGGAUAAACCUGCACAUUCAGCAGACUCUUGAUGCCCUCAUUAAACAGAGUAAUCGUUUCUUAUUUCCUCCCACAGGGCAGACAAGAGUGUGCUGAGAUACCACCGAUGCUCUGCUCUGAUCCGCCUACUGCCAGCUGCGCAGCCCCAGGUGCAGGGAUAACAAACAGCUCAGGCUGUGUGCCUGGUGGUGCACAGCUCCGUCUGCACACAUCGCCAUGCAGUGACCAUGAAUCCCUGCCAGGCCUCCCAAAGUUUUCUGCUUCCUCUUUUCUGUUGUUCUUCACAAAUCACUGUGAUGCCCAUACAGUCCUGCAGUGCCACUGGUGCUCUGCUUUCUGCUGACCAAAGUGCCUCUAAUAAAACUUCACUUUUCUGCAGUGCAAAAAGAACCUGUGUCCAGUAGAUGAUUUAAUGUAUUGAUAUUGUACAAAUAUUCAAAGUUAUGUGAAAGAAAUGAGAUACAUAUCCACAGUUUGGGGAUGUUCUUUAGUACAGACCCAAAGAAAACAGCAUAUCCUACUUCAUCAGGUGAUUUGGAUAAGCUAUAAGGGAAGAAGGAAUGCCUGCCCAGGUUCAUAUUAAACUCGAGAGUGACACCUAUGGGAACAAGAAAGGAUGGGUGAAGGCGCAGAGCGCUCGAUGUGAGGGCUGUACGUCCAAGUGGUUGAUGUGACGGUUCAGCUUAAAACAAACCUAACAUGAUUAAAAGCUCAAAUUGGGUUAAUCUGAAGACAUGUGCCCUUGGGUUGCUGAAGAAGGAAUUCAUCGUAUUCAGGCAACCCCGAAUUUAGAGGAGGGUUCUGUCUAAUCUUGUUCAAUAAAAGCCAAAGAGUCCAUCAGGCAGUGAAUGGCAAUAUGCAGAGAAAUGGCUCUUGAAACAUGAAUUUCAGCUGUUAGGGCCCUGACCUGCUGGAAGGCCAGGCUCACACCCUCUAUCUGAAGGCUCAAAUCCAAGCAGCUGAGGAACACCCUCUGAUUUCCUGUGGGAACAGCCCCAGCUCUGCAGUGGGAUGGGACCCAGGAUGGAGGAAGGUUCCAUCCUUCUUUCUGUAGCUGCCCCAACCUCACAGAACACACUGACACCAUUUGAGCUAGGCAGAGGAAGAAAAAGCAGUGAAAUGACUCAUUUGAGACUUACAGACUACGUUUCAGCCUUCGGUUCUCAGCACACGGAGCAGAGCGGGAUCUGUCACACAGCACUGCAGGCUGGGUGCGUCUCAUGGCCGCUGCUCUGCAGGCAGCACACAAUUCUCCGCAUUUUGCUUCGCAAUCAGAUUCAGGCCAGGCAAAACGUCACCCUGUCACACAGCAGCUCUGCGCCCCUCUCCCUCCCCCCGCUCCCCCCAGGUGUCAUUAUUCCUGAGAAGUCAAACAGUUGAAGCAAACAAGAAAGGCCACAUGUAAGGGUGCAGCUUAAACAGAUUUCAUGAUUGCCUUUUCCAUUACUAAAAUGUGCUGCCAAAAAAAACAAUGGAAGAAAAUAUUUUUUUCCCCAAA
Messenger RNA from Phasianus colchicus (ring-necked pheasant), 3894 nucleotides. NCBI's taxonomy places the organism in Eukaryota, Metazoa, Chordata, Aves, Galliformes, Phasianidae. The record is from RefSeq and is a predicted model, not a curated record.